AUGGCUGCCAAGACGGCGAAGGACGGCCGUGCUCUUCUCAAGCCCGUUGUCGUCCGACAGAAGGCCCAGCAGCAAGAGACGGAUGCUUCUGAUCUCGUAUCGAACCUCAUAGAAGCAGCGAAGAAGAUGCAGAUUCGCAAGCUGAGACGAACAAUCGUAGACAUCAAGAAGCAGAGCAGCAAGAACCCGUCGGGAGGUAGAGCUUCAGGCGUCAUGUCACCAGCACUUGGCCUCGGAAAUGUCUCUGCUCUGGAGUCCAGACCACUCAAGACGCCUCUGGUUCAACCAAGCAUCAAUGGCACCGAUGACAAGGGCCGAACGGCUCUCCAUUUCUCCUGCGGGAUGGUUUCUACAGAAUGUGCAGUUGUGCUGCUAGAAUCAGGCGCUGAGGUGAACGUACGGGACAACGAGGGGUUCACUCCCCUCCACAUGGCAGCCGGCUACGGUCGCAGUCAAUCAGUCGAGCUCCUUCUCAAAGCAGGAGCUAACCCGUUCGUCAAAGACAAGAUCGGACGCACCCCGCGGGAACUCGCCGUGGAAAUCCGAGACACCGGCAUGCGUCACGACGGCUCCUCCGUCCCUCGCGGCGACAUGGAGUCAACAAUCACUCUCCUGGGCAGCGCUGAGUGGAAGGAACACCAGGCGGCGAAAGAGAGACACCACAAUGCGAUUGGUGGAAAUUCGGUGGAAAGCAGCGGUGGUUCUGCUGCAGAUGAUGGGGCGAAGCGGCCGGCUGUGGGGACUCCGUUGGACGAGUUGCUGGUUGCGGCGCAGGCGGGGGAGGCUGACGGCGUGGCGAAGGCGCUGGCGAAAUUGGAAGCGAGGUCGGAUGUUACAUGGAUCGCUGGGCGUGCCGCUUCUCUCGCGAACGCGUUCUCAGCAGCCUGCCGAAACGGCCAUGUAGGCAUCGCCGAGACGCUGCUCAAAUCUGGAGCGUCCGUUGACGCUGUGGACGGGGAGGGAGCAACGCCCCUGCUGGCCGCUGCUGACAGUGGCUUCGCCAACUGCGUGCAACUCCUGCUAGAAGCUGGCGCUCAGCCUGAUGCCCCCACAAUGCCGUCCCAAGGUUCCACUCCACCAGCGCUCCCUCAUUGCUCGCCCAAUGCCUUCCCAAUACGUGCAUACAACGGUCAUGAGGAGGCUCUCUCAGCGCUCGUGCGCCACGGAGCUGGUGUCGAUGCGAGGUCGCAUGGAGGCGUCACGCCCCUCAUUGCUGCUGCAGAGGGCCAGCAUGCACCCUGCAUCCACCUGCUCGUCCAGUAUCCAGGGCAAGACAGCGCUGAUGCACGCAGUGGGGCGCAACUCAGUGCCUCAGCUGGAGGGUGCGUGGAUGCUUCUCCCCUUCCCUCACAUUCGCUAUUCCUCAAGCAGGCCGGAGCAGACGUGAAUGCACGCACGUCAGAGGGAAAGACAGCACUCAUGCAUGCAGUGGGGCGCAACUCAGUGCCGGCAACAGAGGCUCUCCUGGCGGGAGGCGCGGACGUUGGGGCUGUGGACGGCGAGGGCAUGUCUGCACUGCACCACGGCGCUCGCCUUGAUGCAUCGGACUGCGUUGAGCUGCUGUGUGCCAGGGGUGCGAGCAUGACCAAGAGGUGCAAGAAGGGCCGCACUGCUCUCAUGGACGCACCCAAGGGCUCCUCCUCUGCUGCCAUCCUGGAGGAGAAGUGGGCUGCUCUGGAAGAGGAGGUGGCGAGGCGGCAAUUGGAGCUUCUCGAGCUUUUUGCUGAUGAUGCUUCUGAUGCCGCCGCCUCCAAGCCAAACGCACCCGCAGCAGCAGGCGCCAAGAGCGGCAAGGACAAGAAGAAGGCCGGGAAGGGGAGGAGCAGGACCCCCAAGGGGAUAGCCUCCCUGACCAGCAAACUGCAGGGGCUGGCAGAAGGGCCAGGCUCGGCGGCAGGCUCGGCAGCAGGUUCGGUGGGCUCUGCUGGUUUGGUGGGUGAUGUGCAGAAUCUGGUGGUAAAGACCCCAGAGUCAUCUAGCCGACCUAGUAUGUCCCCUGUGAGUUCGGUUAUGGACUUUGGUCAGACCACUGAUAGCUCGGGGAUGAGCACUGCAGAAGACGAGGAGGGGAUGGAUGGGGAGGGGGACGGGGAGGGGGAGGAGGGGGAGAGUGAGUAUGACACACAGGAUAUUUUUGAAAUUAUGGCAGCUGCUAGCAAGAAGGGUUCUGGUGGGGUUGGCAGGGUUGGUGGCGGGAUUGGGUCGGGUGCUGGGGUCGAGGAUGGUAAUGAUGGGUUUAUUCCGGUGGGGAGCGGUGAGAAGGCGCCGAACAGAGUGAGUGAGGUGAGCGGGUGGCUGUCUGGGGGCAGCUACAGCAGGAAGGCUGCAGGCGAGGGUUCGGACGCAGCAGCACUGCAUAAGAAGAGUGAAGGCCCUGCGAAUGCCUCUUAUGCUGCAAGGGCCGCACAGAAGAAGAGCCCUCCUGCUGCCCCGCCGAGCUUCACACAGCAGCAGCAGCAGUCAAAGAGCAAAACUUCCCUUCCCAAGUCAGUCAAAGCUCCAGUAUCUGCUGCCUCCCAGCCGCAGCAGCACCGGCAGCCACAGCAGGCACAGCAGAAGGCUUCUCCUCCAGCAGCAGCAGUAGCAGCAGCAGCAGCACCUGCACCAGCAGCAGCGCAUGCAGGAGCGUCGCCUUGGAUCCGCGCCCUUGUGGGGGGGCAAGCUGCUUCAGCUCCAUCUCCUACCGUCCCUUUGGCUGCAACUCCAUCUCCCACCGUCCAUUCGGCCCCAACUCCAACUCCUGGCCCUGGCAGCAACCCUGCUUCGUCCACUGGCUCGCCUACUCCCAGUGUGGUGCACAGCGGUUCCAACGGAUGUGCGUGCAAGCAGAGCCAUCACUGUGGGGAGAACACAGGCGAGCUUGCGAGGCGAGUUGCCGAGCUGGAAGCAGAGCUCAGAUCCGCCAGGGCUGCAGCAGAUGCGGCCAGGGCGGCUGCAGCAGCAGAGAGGGCGAGAGCAGCACAGCUGGAACAGCAGCUGAUUAGUGGACGUAAAGCCACUGAGAUAAUAAGCGCUCGGGACAAAUCGCAGAUCCAGGUUCUGCAGCAAUCCCUCUGCUCCCAAUCCAUCUCUCUCGCAGCAGCCACCGCAUCAGCAGAAGCCUCUCGCCGCGCCCUCGCCUCCUCCCACUCCGACUGGCACUCUCAGCUGCAGCGUAUCCGCUGCCAGGCUGUGGCUCUGCUGUGUCAGCAGCUGAGCGAUAGCACUGCUGCUAGCAGAGCCAAUCCAGCGGCAGCUGACGGAGCAGCAGCAGCAGCAGCGGCAGCAGCAGCAGCAGCAGCAGCAGCAGAGACUAUGCCACGCCACUCGAGCCACGCGACACCAGGGGUUCAAUACAAGCCCUCGACCACCACUGAGCGUACCGCUGCUACGGCCGCCGACCCAGUCUCUCACGACCCCAUGCUCUCAUUCAAAGCAUCCCUGCUUGCUGGAAAGACUGGCAGAGCCGCAACUGCUGCUGGCAUUGCUGUGCCUGGUACUGCAAGGGCUGGUGCAGCCAAGCUUGGAGAUGCUGAUGCUUACCCGGCUUAUCCAGCUGAUGAGGAUGUAUCGUAUCCAGCUGACGCACUCAAGUCAGCUGUCGGUUCUGGGAAGCUUGGCUUAGACUCACUCCCAAGAUGA
Messenger RNA from Closterium sp. Naga37s-1, 3621 nucleotides. The record is from the annotation of a GenBank genome assembly. NCBI's taxonomy places the organism in Eukaryota, Viridiplantae, Streptophyta, Zygnematophyceae, Desmidiales, Closteriaceae.